CGAGGUCGACAUGGAGCCGUCCCAGCCCUGGCCCGUGUACCCAGGGGCUCCCCUGAACUUCACUUACUCCACCUACUGGUACAAUACGAACAAGCCUUUCAAGGACCGCAAUUUGCGGUACCUGGACCCGAAGUUCUUCGAGCACAAGGUGCACUGGUUCUCCAUCGUGAACUCUUUCAUGCUCUGCCUUUUCCUGUGCGCCGUUGUGGCCAUUAUCCUCAUGAAGACGCUGAAGCGCGACUUCACCCGCUACUCGGCCAGCGCCGACGAGGAGCUGGAGAGCAUGGACGCGGGAGGCGACGAGAGCGGCUGGAAGCAGGUCAACGGCGACGUUUUCCGACGCCCAGAUCACCUCGCGAUCUUCACCACGCUCUACGCCACAGGCUGCCACCUGGGCUGCACCGGCUUCACUGUCCUGCUCGUCGCCAUCACGGGCUCGUACUACGCGCAGCGCGGCGCAACGGCCACGUCCUUCGUCAUCUGCUACCUCUGCACCAUCAUGG
Messenger RNA from Prorocentrum cordatum, 503 nucleotides. NCBI's taxonomy places the organism in Eukaryota, Dinophyceae, Prorocentrales, Prorocentraceae. The record is from the annotation of a GenBank genome assembly.